AUGCCGCCGCGCCGCGCGCCGCAGCCGGCGCCGCCGCCGUUUGCGCCCGCGCCCGAGCCCGCGGCGUUCCGCGACCUGCUCAUCUUCGAGGAGCGCCUCAAGCAGAACGCCGCGCGCCUCAUCCGCAGGCGCCGCAAGUACGGCGUGAUCCUCUCCGUGCUGCUCCUACUCGUCGCCUAUCUCUCCUACCGCGUCUUUCUGCUUCCACCGCCAGCCUUCCAGCCGCUGCACUACGCCCAGAGCGGAGGGCUGCUGUUUGCCGCGACGACGGUGUUUCUCUUCUUCGCGAGCGGCAUGUAUGCCGAGCGCAUCGGUGCGGCGAACCGCUUCGUGCCGCAGGCCAACCGCGCUCUGCGGCCGUUCAAUCUCUACCUCAACGUGCACCCCUCACUGCAGUCCUCUCUCUCGCCCUUCGCCUUUCUCUCACGCGCCAGCAGCAGCGCUGCGCCCGGCGCCACGAGCGUGCCAGCCGGCCUGGCGCCGCCAACAAACCCACGCGGCGAGCUCGUCUUUGCGUCGCGCGUCGCGGCGCCGUUCCGCGAGGGCUACGUGCGCUACCGCAAUGCCUUUGAGCGCCGCCGGCGCGAGAAGCUCGACGAGAAGCGCGCACAGAGCGGCGCUGCGUGGCUCUGGAGCGGCGGCGCCGCAGCGCGCGCUCAGGCCGCCAGCGCGGCCGUCUCGACGCCGCCGAUUGGCGCGGCAGACGAGAAGCGUGCAGCGCGCACAAGAACAACCAGCACUGCGGGACAGGUGGGAGCCGCGCCGCCGCGACGCUCGGGCACGGGCGACGGCACGAGGCGUGCGCGCUCGGGCACUGCUGGGAGCACGGCGUCCAAGGCCGCGUCGACGUCUUCGCGUGCCUCCUCACCCACCCGAGGACACACACGCGGCGCCGCGUCCGUCUCGUCGCUGAGCGCUGCGGGCCAAGCGCCCGCCUCGUCCUCUUCUGCGACGCCCGAGCCAUCGCGCAACGACGGCGAGCAGGCAGUGCCGCCGCCGCGGCGACCGUCGCUGGGCCCUGGUCCGGCGGCUCGUGCCGCGAGUCUGGCGCUGAGCAGCGGCGCACCCGACACCGACAGCUCGGCGCCACUGCCGCCAGACGAGAGUGCUUCGCAAUGA
Molecule: messenger RNA, 1119 nt
Organism: Tilletiopsis washingtonensis
Lineage: Eukaryota; Fungi; Basidiomycota; Exobasidiomycetes; Entylomatales
Exons: 4
Coding region: 1-1119 (372 amino acids)
Cellular component (GO): cytoplasm; Nem1-Spo7 phosphatase complex
Molecular function (GO): protein phosphatase regulator activity
Source: RefSeq, a predicted model, not a curated record